Molecule: messenger RNA, 5116 nt
Organism: Aphidius gifuensis
Lineage: Eukaryota; Metazoa; Arthropoda; Insecta; Hymenoptera; Braconidae
Gene: dor
Product: vacuolar protein sorting-associated protein 18 homolog
Exons: 12
Coding region: 312-3311 (999 amino acids)
Biological process (GO): intracellular protein transport; endosome to lysosome transport; lysosome organization
Cellular component (GO): endosome; HOPS complex
Molecular function (GO): protein-macromolecule adaptor activity
Source: RefSeq, a predicted model, not a curated record
AAAGUCAACAACGUCAAAGUGACAGAAUGAGUAACACUUUUAAUCAGAUGUAAUUUGUUGAUUUUCAAUUAUUUAUUUAAUUGUUAAUAUCUCGAACAAUUUUAAAAUUAUUUAAUCUAAAAAAAAGUGUAUUGUUUAAUUUAAAAUAAUGAGAAAAAAAAGGAUGCAAUUAUUGAUUUGAUAAAUAUACACCUAGACUAAAAAACAACGAGGUUAUAAAAACAUCAAAACAUUGUCUAGGGUAUAUUAAUAAUACAAUAAUAAUUAAAUAAAUUUUUUAAUGUUAUUAUUAAUUAAAUAAAUAAAUAAUUAUGACGUCGAUAUUUGAUCAGUAUGAAAGUGCAUCACAACGCUCAAAACCAUCAGGAUCAGAGCCUAUGAAACCUGACAUUAGUACAACAGGUUUUAUACAAAUGAAAUUAAAAGAUGAAGUGCCAAUAUUUACAAGACAAAAAGUUAAUUUUAAUCCAUCAGAUAAUAUUAUUAAUUUUGCUGUUAGCAAUAAUAUAAUAAUAAUUGCAAUGGCUAAUAAUAUUAUUUUACGUAUUGAUGUUAAAAGUGGAAAUAAAAUUGAUGAAAUUGAUUUAUCAAAAUAUCUUGUUAAUAUGAAAAUAAAUGGUUUAUUUUUGGAUCCACUUGGUAAUCAUUUGUUAAUUGCAUUGUUAUCAAAAAAUGGUGAUAAUCCACCAGCUGAUUUAAUUUAUAUACAUAAAACAUCAACAAAAAUUAAACAGGCUGGUAAAUUUAGAGGACAUGAAAUAACAGCUGUUGGAUGGAAUUUAAAUAAUAUAUCUGAUACAACAUCUGGACCAAUAUUACUUGGAACAUCUAGGGGUCUUAUUUUUGAAACUGAAAUUGGUCUUGAUGGUGAUAAAAUAUUUAAUACAAGUUUAGAACAAUAUUUUAAACAGCUUCCUAAUUAUUUACCAAUUUACGGCAAUAAGGAAUUAGAAGGAUUGGUUUUUGAUAUUGGUGAAGAUAGCAAGCCACCAAUUACUGGUAUAUCAUUUCACAAAGUUCCAAAUACAGAAAAAUAUAUAAUUAUUAUUACAACACUCAUUAGAAUUUAUCAGUAUAUUGGUGUUGUUACAAAUCCUCAAGAAAAACCACUUCUUCAACAAAUAUUUAGCAAAUAUCUAAAUGUUCAAGAACGUUUUAAUCAACUUGAGAGUUCUUUGCCUUAUUCCCGAAUGCAAUUUUACUUUCCUGCAUCAAGAAGUAUGCCUCAAUCAUUUGGCUGGUUAACUGAAACUGGAAUACUCUAUUCAGAAGUUGAUCCUAGAGAAUCAGACAAUGUUUUGGUCAAACAAGAAAUGCUUUGUUGUCCUGAAACAAGCUUGAGCAAUACAACAAUUUCACAUAAAACAAUUGUACCAAUUAAUUUUGUUUUAACAAAAUUUCAUGCACUUUUACUUUAUGCUGAUCAUGUCAAAGGAAUUUCUUUGUUAAAUCAAGAGUUAAUAUUUGAAGAUGUUUAUAAUGAUACAUUUGGAAAAUUAAUAAACAUAACAAAAGAUCAUAUGACUGGUGGUGUUUGGGCACAUACUGAACGUGCAUUAUUUAAGUACAAAGUAUCUAAUGAAGAAAGAAAUGUUUGGCAGAUUUAUAUGGAAAAAGGAGAAUUUGGUUUUGCAAAAUUAUAUUGUAAAGGUAAUCCAGCACAUAUUGAUCAGGUUCUUGUUAAAGAAGCUGAGAUGCUUUUCCAAAAUAAAGAGUAUGAAAAGAGUGCAUUGACAUAUGCAGAUACACAUUCAUCUUUUGAAGAAAUAUCAUUGAAAUUUCUCCAAGAAUUUAAAAUUGAAGCGUUAAAAACAUUUUUAAAAAAGAAAUUGGAAGGUCUAAAACCUCAAGAUAAAACUCAGAUAACAAUGAUUGUCGUGUGGGUUGUUGAACUUUUUAUGAAUCAAAUGGGUAAUUAUAUUGGCAAGGGUAUAUCACAUUUACAAAAUCAACAAUAUAUUGAAUUACAAAAACAAUUUGAUAGUUUUAUGGCUAUACCAAAAGUUGAAGAAUGUAUUAAAAACAAUUUAACAACAAUAUAUAAUAUAAUGUCAAGUCAUGGAAAUAAAGAUAAUUUAAUACGUUUAACAAUAAUGCAUCGUAAUUAUGAAGAAGUUAUACGACAACAUUUAUAUAAAAAUAAUUAUUUAGAAGCACUUGAAGUAUUAAAAAAACAGGGAAAUAAAAAUUUAUUUUAUCAAUUUACUGGUACAUUACUACAAGAAUUACCAAAGCCAACAGUUGAUGCACUUAUUUCACAAGGUUCAAAUCUACUACCAUCAAGAUUAUUACCAGCUCUUGUAUCAUGUGAUAGUGAUGAAAAACAUGCAAAAGAAGUUAUAACAUAUCUUGAAUUUUGUGUUUAUCAACAAGGCUGUACUGAUCAAGCAAUACAUAAUUUUUUAUUAUCACUUUAUGUUAAAUUUAAACGUAAUGAUGUUAUGCGUUAUAUUGGAUCACAAGAUCAAGAUAUUACAAUGGUACAUUAUGAUGUACAUUAUGCAUUAAGAUUAUGUCAAGAAUCUGGAUUAACAGAAGCUUGUGUACAAUUAUCAGCAUUAUUAGGUCUUUGGACAACAGCUGUUGAUCUUGCAUUAACAAUUAAUGUUGAAUUAGCUAAACAAAUUGUUGCUAUGCCAUCACACAAUGAUAAUGAAUUGAAAAAAAAAUUAUGGCUUAAAAUUGCUGAACAUGUUGUACGUGAACGUGAUGAUAUUCAACAAGCAAUGGAAUUUUUACAACAAUGUGAUUUAGUACGAAUUGAAGAUAUUUUACCAUUUUUUUCUGAUUUUGUUACAAUUGAUCAUUUUAAAGAUGCAAUAUGUAAUUCACUCCAGGAAUAUAAUCAACAUAUCCAAGAUCUUAAAGAAGAAAUGCAAGAAGCAACAAAAUCUGCUGAAAUAAUUAGAAAAGAUAUUCAAUCAUUUCGAACAAGAUGUACAUUUGUUCAUAUCACAGACUCAUGUAAUUUAUGUAAAGUGCAAUUAUUACUACGACCAUUUUAUGUAUUUCCAUGUGGACAUAGAUUUCACAGUGAUUGUUUAAUAUCAUCAUUGACACCAAUGCUAUCAUAUGAAUGUCAAAAUAAAUUAACAGAUCUUCAACGACAAUUGACAUCUUUAUCAAAUAAAAAAGAUGAUACAAUAUCAAUUGGUUCAGUAUCAUUAUCAACAAAAGAACAAAUUAAAGCUGAUAUUGAUGAUCUCAUUGCAUCAGAUUGUUUAUACUGUGGUGAUUUUAUGAUUGAAUCUAUUGACAAGCCAUUUAUUGAUGAAGAAAAUUACGACAAGGUAAUGGCCGAAUGGGCAUAAAUUAUAUAUAUUUUUUGUUAAUAAUUAUUUCAUCACAAAUAGUUAUUGUAAAUUUUUUUUUUCAAUUAUUAUUUACUAUAUAAAAUUUAAUAUAAUAUAAUGAAGAAAAAAAAAUAGUAUUUAAAUAUUUUCUUCAGCUUUUUUAUCACGUUUACUUACUGAACAAUUACCAGCAAUAUAGAAACGUAAAUUUUUACUAGCCCACUCUGUUCCAACACUGUCAAUACCAAUUCUUGGGCAUUUAAUAAUUUUAUAAUUUUCAAUGAUCGGUGGAUUUUCAAUCCACAUACCUUUCCAUGAACACAGUGAAUAUUUUGUAUGUUUUUUUUGGAUAUCAAAUGCCAUACAAAGUUUUGCUGGACCAUUUGUUAAUUCAUGAAUUUUUAAUGGCUUUGAAUUUGUAGUUAUUUUUUUUUUCGAUUGACGAUUUAAUGUUAUUUUUUCUAUACCUUCAAGUGGCUCAAUUGCUCGAAGAAAUACUGAUGAACCUUUGCCUGUAAUAAAUUGUCAGAUUAAAGUUAAUUCAUUUAAUUUAUUUUGUUUUCGAAAUACCUUUGCUGGAAAUGUUGAAACAAUGAUACAUUCCAUAUGUGAGAUAAACAAAUAUUGUUCCGGGUGGCAUGUACAUUGGAAUAUUACGUGGUGUUACACGAUUUUGAUAAGUCAUUGAAGCUUUGUCAAUUUCACCCAAGUAACUUUCAGUUUCAACAAUUCUACCUUUGAGAAUUGUUCCAUCAUCCAAGUGACGAACAAGAAUUUUUCCUUGAAAUUAUAUCACAAAUUUUAUUACAGUUAAAAAUAUUUUAAAUUAAAAUAUUUACCAAGAAGAUUGACAGCUAGUUUUUCACAAUCGGUAUCAUAAAAAUCAUAAUUUAAUCUUUUUAAACAAAGCUGUUUUUCAAUGUUAGUUAAUGGAGGAUCUUCUAAUUGCUGCAAUUCAUCUUUCAUUGAUUCCAAAUCUACUGGAGUUUUUAAUAAUUUUUUUUUCGUGUCCUUGAGAUUUUGAUUGUUAUCCGAUGUUUUUUGGCGAGAAAUUUUUGGAUCGUGUCCAUCUUUUUUUAUCAAAUGGCCUUCACUUACAGGAAACUAAGUUUUUAUUUAAUUAUUUAUGUUUAUACGAACGUAAUAAAAAGAAAACUAUUUUAUAAAACACACAAACCUUGAGUUUAUCCGAUUUUAUUGUUUCUUUUUUUUCCACAUAACCUUCAUCAUUUCGUUUACGAAGAUUCAUUUUUUUCAUUUAAUUUAUUUUAAUAUUAAUCUGAAAUUUUAAUAUUAUUAAUAAUCAAAUUUUAUUUUUUAUAUUUAACCAAGUUUUUAUAAUAUUUAUGAUACAAUUAUUUAUUUUCCAUGUAAAAAAGAAAAUUAUUAAAAUUUACUGGCAAAUUAUCGUGAAAAUAUUUCAAUAUUAUUAUGACUACAACAGCUGAUAGCAUUUCUUUAGUAUAAAUACAAUAUUUUCCAUCGAAAAAAUAUAAAAGUCAUAGAUUAUUUUUAUUUACAUUAGAAGAAUAAAAUUAAAAUAGAAAAAAUUUUAUUAUAACUUAUUAAAAUCAACAUUUAAAUAAAUAAAUCAAAGUACAUUUAAAUUAUUCAAUGAUAAGCAUGUAUAAAUUAUAAAUUCAAACUUAAAUUCUUAAAGUUUAUAUUUUUAACUAUAUCUAAAGUUAUAAAAAAUUUGUAUUAAAUAUUAAUUAGCAAAUGGUGUAUUGCCCUCAAGCGACGCUAUUUCGAUUCUCUAGCUUGGCAACAGGCUUGAAAUCGAAAAAAAAAAAAGACACAUUAAAAUGCUUCUGACUGCACAG